AACCACGUGAUACGGUUUUGUUUUGCGCAUCGCUCUUACGGUCGCUUCGGAGCUUGUGGAUUUCCUUGGUCAAACUGGAGAGGGUUCCUCGCGAUACCGCCGUUAAAAUGGUGACACCGGAGAACUUGUCCAGUGAGAUUAGUGGGCGAACGGACCCCCAAUAUGAGCGGGACCCGGCCGUCACACCGGUAGACAUGGACACGGCGAUCUUGCUUCUCGGAGCCGGGGUGACAGCGAUCACACACCCACUGUUAUACGUCAAACUGCUAAUUCAGGCAGGACAUGAACCCCUUGCCCCAACUGUUGGGACCACCAUGUUUGGGAGGAAAGUGCUCUACCUUCCUGGAUUCUUCUCAUAUGCACGGUAUAUUAUCAGGGUGGAUGGAAAGAGGGGGCUCUUCCGGGGCUUGUCUCCACGUAUCAUGUCCAGUGCCAUCUCCACGAUGGUCCGCAGUAAAGUCAAACAGGCCAUCCCGCAAGAGCAGGUAGAACAUGUAUCAAACCGAGAUGACCUGAAGACAUCCCUCAUGAAAGUAGUCAGAGAGACCUCAAAUGAGAUGGUCAUCCAGUGCCUGUCCAGAAUAGCUACUCAUCCUUUCCAUGUGAUCUCGGUGCGCUGUAUGGCCCAGUUUGUGGGGAGUGAAGUCAAGUACAAGGGCUUGUUCAGCUGCGUCUCCAGGAUCUUCAAGGAGGAGGGCAUUGAAGGAUUCUUUGUGGGUCUGGUGCCCCAUCUUCUAGGUGAGGUCAUCUUCCUGUGGUGCUGUAACCUUCUGGCGCACUUCAUCAACACCUACGCUGUGGACGACAACUUCAGCCAAGCACCAGCAGUGAGAAGCUACACUAAGUUUGUGAUGGGGAUCGCAGUGAGCGUGUUGACAUAUCCUUUCAUGCUGGUGGCAGAUCUUAUGGCAGUAAACAAUUGUGGAUUGAUGGCAGGUCUUCCUCCGAACUCUCCUAUCUUCAAAUCUUGGGUCCACUGCUGGAGUCACCUGAGCCAACAGGGAAAUCUCUUUCGAGGAUCCAGCUUCUUCUUCCGCAGAGUGCCUAUGACAACCAUGGUCUUGGAGGAAUGAUGUCACUUCCUGUCACCCACACCUUGUCACUGUUACUCCUCCUGGUCCGGUUGGUACCUCAGAGUGAUGAGCCACUUGUGUUCUCCGUUAGACAGAGCCUGACCCACCUUUGGAUAGAAGGAUGGCAGUAAGAUAAUACUGGCAUGCUGUCUGUUUGAAAAGUUAAAUCUACUUACAAAUUAAACAGAAUUUUUUCUUUCUUCUCUUGACCACCGAAAAACUUUAAAUUGUGCCAUUGGAUGUGAGCUUGAUGCUUAUUCUUGGCCAUUUAUUGUCAUUGUGAAAAGUAGUCCGGUUUCAAAAUACCAGCCCAAAGUUGCACUACUACUUUUUUCCUUUGUUUACUUGUGUGUGUCACUUUAUGUUGCCAUUAAUUUAUUUUUUCAAUUAAUAUACUUAAGUUCUAUGAAGGGUUGGGACUUUGAACGAUACACUUAGGUGUUCAGUUGACUAACUGUACAGUAUGCCAAAUGUUAGUUUCCUAAAAAAAUGUUCUUCCUAGUAUAGCCCCAGAAUAUUUGCUAAGACGUGCUAAACUCACCUUUUAAGAUAAACUCACGGGCAGACAUUUGCAAAUACAAAAAAAAGAUAAAUUGUUCGCGCUGCAUGCUAGUUGUCCUAGCAGUCCUCUGUGGACCACUUCUAAUUAGCAAUGAGACAUAUCCCCUUUGUUUACAAACCGUAAGUGUCCCCUCAUGAUCAGUGAUGAUCGGUGACGCUGACUGUGUCCUAUCAUUUCCUUCUUCUGAAAAAUCCCAGUUGCCUCUGGCAGAGGGGUUGGGGUGUGUUAGGGUGGGUGGGUGCUUGUUUGCUUGGACUAAGGCGUGGAAGUAGCAUGACAAGUAUACGAUGAACCAUGGUUUGCUGAUUUAGUGUGUGUGUGGGUGCCGCUGUUUGUGUGGGUGUCCUUUUGAAGAAGCACUUUAAAUAUCUUUGGUCAUCUAUUUAGUGUCUUUCUGAAAAGUAUGUUGUCGAGUAGAAUGAUGUCUUAUCUGUGUCUUGUUUUCUCAAAGUGAACAUGCUCUCUCUUGGGGGUUCUGUUUUCAGUCUGAUUUUCAAAAGAAAGCAGAGCAACAAUGUCUCUGUGUGACCUUGAUUAUUAUGUCUCAUCAGUCUUAUUUUACAGAGAUGAUCAGAAAUUCACCAUGUUCCUCUGUUUCUUCUCUGAUUGUUUUAACAUGGCUUGUGAUCUGGUUUUAUAAAUAAAACGAGAUAAAAAUGGUU
Molecule: messenger RNA, 2297 nt
Organism: Osmerus eperlanus (European smelt)
Lineage: Eukaryota; Metazoa; Chordata; Actinopteri; Osmeriformes; Osmeridae
Product: mitochondrial carrier homolog 1-like
Exons: 12
Coding region: 108-1073 (321 amino acids)
Biological process (GO): positive regulation of apoptotic process
Cellular component (GO): mitochondrion; membrane
Source: RefSeq, a predicted model, not a curated record